AUGAACGGAUGGCUGCAAAGCAGUGGUGUGCACGUGAUUCGCCCCACAGACUCCGUGUCCUUCCCAGUUUUCUGCAUCGCUGAGGGCCACGUGGUCUUCCUGCGCCGUCUCAACAAUCGCGUCAACUUCACGAGACCUUGGCGAGAUUAUCGCGACGGCUUUGGUGACAUCAGUGGCAGCCACUGGCUGGGGCUGGAAAAGAUGCACAUCCUGACUUCCCAGGACCGGGUAUACCAGCUGCGCGUGCAGAUCGCCUUAACCAAUGGGACUAACAUAUACACCUUCUACAACAACUUCACCGUCAGGGAUGGAAGUCAGUUUUACCAGUUCGACUUCACGGUAAAUGCCAUGGCCAACGACUGUCUGUCUGAUCUCCGUCGAAUCAGCUUCAGCACUUACGACAGCGACAACGACGGCGACAGCAGCGUCAACUGCGCAAGUCGUCACAGCGGCGGCUGGUGGUUCCGUGGCAACACGUGCAGCACGUGCAACCCCACGGGUCAGCUGCUGCAGCCCGCCAACGGCCUGAGGACGGGAGUGGACAGCGAGGUCUUCUGGAUCAAAGACCUUGGAGAUGUCGUGCCUUUCAGAAUUCGGUUUAGCCUGGCAAACAUGUGA
Pomacea canaliculata is the source of this 618-nucleotide messenger RNA. RefSeq names its product fibrinogen C domain-containing protein 1-like. The record is from RefSeq and is a predicted model, not a curated record. Lineage: Eukaryota; Metazoa; Mollusca; Gastropoda; Architaenioglossa; Ampullariidae. The transcript is spliced from 2 exons. The coding region runs from base 1 to 618 and encodes 205 amino acids.